Culex pipiens pallens (northern house mosquito) is the source of this 1829-nucleotide messenger RNA. RefSeq names its product probable G-protein coupled receptor Mth-like 5 (gene mthl5). The record is from RefSeq and is a predicted model, not a curated record. Gene Ontology annotation, biological process: G protein-coupled receptor signaling pathway; cell surface receptor signaling pathway. The annotation marks the transcript as partial. The transcript has 4 exons. Lineage: Eukaryota; Metazoa; Arthropoda; Insecta; Diptera; Culicidae. Gene Ontology annotation, cellular component: membrane. Gene Ontology annotation, molecular function: G protein-coupled receptor activity.
CACUUCUUUCCAGGCAGGACUCCCCCUCGCUCAGUUUCGUUAUUUUUCAAUGGUGUGCUUCCUUUCUCUCUCUCUCUCUCUCUGCCCGCCCAAACAGCUGCCUGGGUUCCCCAGUUCACCGGUCGUCACGGCGAGCAGAACGUCCAGGUCGAAGCCAUCCGGUACGUUAUCGGCGCCCCGGACUGUGGCUCGAUGCAAAAGUGGCCCAUCUUCCACUACGAAAAGAGCGAGGACAAACUGAUCCUGUUCCCGGACGGGAAGCUGCGCCACCUGAUAGUGGAUCCGCAUGCGCGCACCGAACCCGAGGACGAGUGGGACCAGCUGUACGCGGCCGGGCUGCACUCGGAGGCGCCUUUCCAGUACGAUUACGAGCAGGGCCAGUACUGCAUGGACAAGGUCGUGGCCAGCAACGAGCACCAGUCGGACGGGCUGUACGCGACGGUUUGCUCGCCGGAGAAGGCCAUCCGCUGGACGGACAGUGACUUUCUGCUGCGCAAAAUUAUCAACCCGAUUUGUCACGGCAUUGCGAUGAUUAUCCUGCUGCUGGUGGCGAUUGUGUAUUUUGUGCUGCCCACUUUGAGAGACCUAGUCGGCAACAUCGUCACCUCGAUCACGGUGUGUCUGAUCAUCAGCCAGGCGGCCGAUCUGGUGCGUAUCUUCACCGAGUUCAGCAACCACGUCAGCUUCGUCGUGGCGGAUUCGUUCUUCUACAUCAGCAUGCUGGCCGCCUUUUUCUGGCUCAACAGCAUGGGCUACUACAUCUGGAAGACUUUCCGGGCGCGGAAUGUGUUCCUGCGGGUGACUGACGGCCGGAAGUACUGCUGGUACUCGGCGUACGCUUGGGGUGCUACCGGGUGCAUGGCCGGAGUGGCCAUCUUUUCGCACUUCUUUUUGGACGGGGCGAAUGCUAGGAAGAACUCGAGUAUUUUUGAGGAUCAGGACAGCAUCGGAUGGUUGGGAAUUGCGGUGUUCUUCACGCCGAUUGCGUUCAUCAUUCUGGUCAACAUCUUCUUCUACGUUACGACGCUGAAGUUUAUCAACCGGAUGAACACGUACGGCAGGAUUCACCACAAACUGAAGAACAACUUCGUCAUGUUCUCGCUGCUUUUCCUCAUCAUGACCACCUCGUGGCUGUUUCUGAUCCUGUCCUGGCUGCACUACGACGCCCUGCUAUACACCCACAUCGUGAUCAACGCCCUGCAAGCACCCUUUAUCCUGUACGUGUGCGUUCUGCGGCAGAAGCACGUGACCUUCCUGCUGAAAAAGUCCUGCUGCUACAACGAGCCCCCGCAAAGUUCCGACUGGGGCGACGAGAUGACCUACAUGAACGGGGGCGACUACUGACCCCGAGCUGUGGCCACCAUCAGCGGAAGGCGGAAAGCAUCGAUGAAUCUCGUGAGCCUCAACAGUAACGAGCUCGGAAUCUAUCGGAAAGAAACUUCUGCCUGAUCUUCCCUUGUGCGACUUCCAAAAAAGAAAUCUACUUACAGAACAGACAUUCCUGAAUCGAAGAUUACAAGAAGAUGCCUAUUAUACAAAAAGUGCUGCAUUAUGUCAUAAGAUAGAAUCUCGUAACAAACGUCCAGUUUUUCUCUAAUUUCACUAGGCUAUAAAUUAUUAACACUAGCUUGUAAGAACGCGCUGCUGCUACUCGAUGUAAGAUAAAACUUUUUGAGAGAAAUAAAAUGCUAGAACAGAAUGUGACUUGUGCGAAGAAGAAUUUGUGUUGUUGUUGUAGGAUUAAGUUAGAAUUAGGCAAAACGCAAAACACUCAAGGUGAACUAACACUAACAAAGAGACUCAAUAAAGGUUAGGAUAUUGUAUGCUUA